Messenger RNA from Nipponia nippon (crested ibis), 2025 nucleotides. The record is from RefSeq and is a predicted model, not a curated record. Lineage: Eukaryota; Metazoa; Chordata; Aves; Pelecaniformes; Threskiornithidae.
AUGAAGGUCCUCCUUCUGCUCCUUCUCUCCCCGCUCCAAGGGGUGGGAGCCAAUGGCCACUGGGAAGAGGACUUCCGCUUCUGCGGUGACCGAAACCAGACCCAGAACAGCUCUGUCAUCUACGAGGAUAGCCCUGACACCAUCUCCAUCGAGAACACGGUCCAGGCACUGAUAAUAAAAACGCCCUUUUUGCCAAGCAGGAGAAACUCUUCCUACAAGUACAGCUUGCCCCCUGCUUUAGGCAGGUACCGCUUCUGCAUCUACUGGUUCAAGGCCAACAGGACCCUAAGGCUGGCGUAUGGGAAGCAGAGCUUCCUCCUGGGUGGGGACCCAUCCAGCAGCAUUACCCGGGGGAAGGAGACUCAGAAGACUGAAAGAACCAGCACCUCCAUCUUCAACGUGUCCUACAUCUCAAGGGGCGGGAAGAACACCUCUGCUGACAGUGCAUCUGAAUACUCCUUCCCUGCCUUUCCAGAGAGCAUGCCCGUCUGGGAGCAAGAUGUGGAGGACCAGCUCACCGCCUUGGACAGCCUCAUUGCCCAGCCCUCAGUGCUGGCCACAGGAGCCACGGAGCAGCAGAUGCUUCGGCGCAAACUUGGGGAGCUGGAGAAGAUGCUGGCCAAGGUGGAGCUCAAAGGGCAGAAUCAGACCUUUGGAAAGGCCACUGUGCACGCAACUGUCCUGAGGGUCCAGCCCACUCGGGCUCCUCGGCACCUGGCCUUUGCUUCCCAAAGAGAGGAGGGUGGAGAGGUCCAUGGGUUCGCGGUGGACCUGCCAAGCAGCCUGUUCGUGACGGCGAAUGAGAGGGAGGAGGUGGUGGAGCACAGGGUGCUCCUCAUGGACAUCAACAGCCAGACCAUGUUCCAGGAUGAAAACAGCAGCCACAUCCUGGGUGACAAGGUGAUCAGCAUCUCCCUAGUGGACAUGGUGGUGGCCAACCUCUCCGAUCCAGUGGUCCUCACUUUCUUCCAUGACCAGCUGCCGAGGAAUGUGACCCCACUGUGCGUCUUCUGGCAGGAGGACACCACUGCCAGCUCUGGGAGCUGGGACAGCUAUGGUUGUACAACGGUGACGGCGGGCAGCCAGACGGACUGCAGAUGCAACCACCUCACCUACUUUGCCGUGCUGAUGGUAUCUUCUCCGGAGAUCACCUAUGUACACAGGGAUUACCUGAGUAUCAUAACCUACAUCGGCUGCCUGAUCUCAGCUUUAGCAUCCAUUUGCACUAUCUUCUUCCUCUACUUCAGAAGCAAGCAGCGAGACCAGAUCACGAGCAUGCACAUCCACAUGAACCUGCUGGGCGCCAUCUUCCUCCUGGAUGUCACCUUCCUCAUCUCCGAGCACUUGGCUUCCAGCAGCAGCGAGGCAGUCUGCAGAGCCGGGGGGCUGUUCCUGCACUUCUCCCUCCUGAGCUGCCUCGCCUGGAUGGGCAUUGAGGGCUACAACCUCUACCGGCUUGUGAUCGAAGUCUUCAAUGCCUACCAUGACCACUUCCUCCUCAAGCUCUGCCUGGUGGGCUGGGGACUUCCCUUCUUCUGCGUGACACUGAUCUUCCUGAUUAGCUGGACGAACUACGGCCCCUUCUCCAUUCCUGUCUAUGAAUCUGUUGGUGGCAAAUCCACCAACGCAACCAUAUGCUGGAUCACAAGCCCCCUGAUCCAUAAUGUCGUGAACCUGGGUUUGUUCAGCCUGGUGUUCCUCUUUAACUCGGUCAUGCUGGGGGCCAUGAUCCGGGAGAUCCUCCGGCAGAACAAGAAAGGCCACAAGCUCAAGCAUGUCCUAGCCCUCUUUGGGCUGAGCAUCCUGCUGGGCAUCCCCUGGGCACUGGUCUUCUUCUCCUUCACCUCCGGUGUCUUCCGCCUUGUCUCCCUCUACAUCUUCACCAUCAUCAACUCCCUCCAAGGUUUCCUCAUCUUCCUCUGGUACUGGACCAUGGUUCUGCAGGCGAGAAAGUCCCCUGACUCGCAGAGCAGCUCCGACAGUGUCAAACUGCAGCCCAACAGCAGCCAGUGCCACCUCGGCUGA